UAGAGACACACCAAAAUGGCAUUGAAUCAUCCAACAAUUGAUGUAAUUGUGUUCGUCUCACUUGGUGGCGUUCUCUUCCUCGCAUUCUUCGCAGCCGCUCUCUUCUUCCUCUUUACGAAGACGAAGAAGAAGACUGUACAAGAAACCGAAAUCGUUCACCUCGACGAGCAUAAGAAGAUAAAGGGGGCCGUUGUGGAAGGCCCCCACGGAGUAAUAGACACUGUAGCGUUAUCAGUUGAGGAUGACAUUCAUAUCGACAAAGAUAUAAAGAGGAACGAGAAGGUUGGUGAAGGCCAUGCUUCCACUUCUGGUUCUAAUCAGCCCCAUCUUGAACACAAGGCUUCAUUAUGAUCUUGUGCGUCUUUCAUUCCAUAGGGUUGAACCAAAAACCAAUAAAUUCAAAUAUGUGUU
Messenger RNA from Morus notabilis, 411 nucleotides. RefSeq lists its product as uncharacterized. The transcript has a single exon. NCBI's taxonomy places the organism in Eukaryota, Viridiplantae, Streptophyta, Magnoliopsida, Rosales, Moraceae. Gene Ontology annotation, biological process: plant-type secondary cell wall biogenesis. The coding region runs from base 16 to 351 and encodes 111 amino acids. The record is from RefSeq and is a predicted model, not a curated record.